AUUCACGACAUCAUCUCACCCACAAUCUCGACGCGCCCGCCACAAUGGCCAAACCCCCUGGGCUCGCCCUCACCCCUCCAGAGCUCAAGGCCGAAUGGGCAACGUUUGAGACCUACCGUGCCCAAGACCCCGUGUACAGCAGCCCACAGCGCACAAAGGAACUCGAAACGGGCUAUAUGAAGAUUCAUCCGUGGCAGACGUGCAACCCAAGACACCUGCCGCACAUCCUCUUGCGCGUCGAGGGCAUGCAGCGCGUGCUCCCCAAAAGCAUGCCGCGCGAGUCAAGAGUCGCCUCGGUCUCGGGAUUCAUGUACACCCACCCCGACUUUGAGUGUCUGCAGGCCAAGGACGCCCAAUGGCCGACCGUGCUCGCCUUUAGACUCGACGGCACGACACUCGUGCCAACCCCGUGCCUGUUCUGCGGAUCGCGGGUCGUGAACGGUGUGUGUGCCGUGCCCAAAAAGGAGGUCAAGGUAGCAGCCGAACAACAGUCAACCGGCAACCCGUCAAAAGAGAGAGAUCGCAAGCGCCGCAAGACGGUCGCGGACGUCUCUGAGCGGAUCAAGGAGCUUGAGUCCGAGGUGGCGCGGCUCAGACAACAGCAGACAGAGUAUGCCAAGGUCAAGGACACGGUCGGAGCGCAGGCGAUCGUCAGUGUGCACCUCACUCGCCGAAUAGACACGCUGGUUACGGAACGCAAGAAGGAGGACCUCGAAUCGCGUGUGGCGACGAUGCUCAAGGACGCUCUCGCGGAGGAACGAGUCCGGCACGAGUCCGAGUUGGCCCGUCUGGAAGCCCGCCUCGAGGAGAAGCACUCAUCCGCGCGCGCGGCCGAGAUCACGGAGCUGGAAGCGAGAUUCAAAGCAGGGCAUACGGCCGAGCUCGAGGCCAUCAAGGCAAGGGUCAAGGAGGUCAUCGACACGAGGAUGGACCACGAGCGCGGCGUCUGGGCCACAGCCAUCGACACGUGGAAGCAGCACGAGCGCGGCGUGUGGGCGACCGCUAUCGACUCUUCGGUCGAGGAUGUGGUGGAGCGGUGCUAUGCUAGAGGGGACAAGGAGCUCAAGAAUCUGGAAGCGAGGCUCGCUACUGAGCGCUCUGCCGAGCUCGAAGCCCUGGAGGCGAGGAUCAAGACGACGGUCAAGGCGGAGCAGGAGCAGAUGGUCGCGGAUCUCAAAGUCGAGCGCGAGGCCGAGCUGCUGGUCGUGCAGAAUAGUCUCCAGUCGCAGUGCGCCGCCGGGCUGGAGCGUCUCAACACCCACAUGAAAGCACGAGGCGAAGAGCUCCGAGUCUGGCAGGACAACUUCACGCACACCCGUACAGCGGACAACUUCAGCAUCAAGCGUAACGUCAAGGACGUGGUCGUCCUGUGUGGCGAGCUGCGCGACGGGUUUGCGAGUCUUGUGGGCGAGGUGCAGGCCCUCCGCGCCCAGGUGGCGGCUGGUGGAGGGUCCAACCCGGACGGUGCUGUCUCCGCGACGCCGCCGCCUUCGUGCGAUGAGGUGGAGGAGGUGAUGGAUGAUCUUGCCACGGCGUAG
This is a messenger RNA of Vanrija pseudolonga, 1538 nucleotides long. RefSeq lists its product as uncharacterized. Bases 45 to 1538 code for a protein of 497 amino acids. The record is from RefSeq and is a predicted model, not a curated record. Lineage: Eukaryota; Fungi; Basidiomycota; Tremellomycetes; Trichosporonales; Trichosporonaceae. The transcript is spliced from 3 exons.